Messenger RNA from Anopheles bellator, 3591 nucleotides. RefSeq names its product lipoyltransferase 1, mitochondrial (gene Lipt1). Bases 626 to 1858 code for a protein of 410 amino acids. Lineage: Eukaryota; Metazoa; Arthropoda; Insecta; Diptera; Culicidae. The transcript has 5 exons. Gene Ontology annotation, molecular function: lipoyltransferase activity. Gene Ontology annotation, biological process: protein lipoylation. Gene Ontology annotation, cellular component: cytoplasm; mitochondrion. The record is from RefSeq and is a predicted model, not a curated record.
CAUUUGUGUGAGUGUAUGUGCGUAUCGAUAAGCAAUAGGUAGAACAGUAGAACAAUUAGAAACUAGGAGCCAUACCGUGUAUUCGCUACAUACCAUUGCCGCCACCAAGUUGACGUCUGCCAUAAAUCAAAACAACAGUGACCAACAAACUUAACCCUCUCUUCUCUAGUCAGUGAAGACCACGAACGUGUGUCGCGUGUGUCCUGUGUUCUCUGCUGUGUGGUUUUAUAAAAAUAGAUACUGUUGUUUGUAUCGCCCACACACACCCGAGCGACUGUUACGGUUGCGAGAUCCAUCUUACCGAACACUGCCACUGAGAUUAAAGUCGUCCAAAUAGCGAAGCAAGUGUUACCAUUUUUUCGGUGUUCGAAAUCGCGCGAAAACGAGCCCCGUACCGAUCGAUACGAAUUUGAGAACCAAAACAAAGGAACCGGCCAAAACAACCGACCAUCUGACGGUGCCAAAAAUCGCGAACCCCGCAAACCGGUUACUGCGCGAAGAAGGAAAGUGCAAAUCCCGUGUGCCAAGCGUAAAACGAAGGAAAGAGCGAGGUAGCUCAGGAGCCCCGGCGAACGAUCUCACCGACGGAAACGACGGAAAAAACCCAAUCCCUGGACCCCGUAAGAUGGCUGCCAUGGUUUCGCAGCGCUGUGCCGUCUUCGCACGGUCCGUUUCCCGGAUGAACGUCCUGUGUGCGUCACGGGCCGCCUCGACGGGAGCCAACGAUGGUGGGAACUAUCACCACCCAACCGGCGGUCACCUGACGAUGGGCGGCGCCGCCAAACAGAUGUCGGCGGCCGACAUCAAGAAGAUCCCGGACGACGAGGUGAAGAAGUCCGUCUUCAUCUCGCAGUCGAACGACGUGUUCACCAACCUGGCGCUCGAGGACUGGAUCUACAAGAACUUCGAUCUGACGCACCACCACAUCCUGAUGCUGUGGAUCAAUCGGCCGUCGGUGGUGGUGGGACGGCAUCAGAAUCCUUUCAGCGAAACGAAUGUGGCCGCCCUGGCGCGGAACGGUAUCGAGCUUGCGCGGCGCAACAGCGGAGGAGGCGCCGUGUACCACGACCCGGGAAACCUGAACUGCACCUUCUUCAUGCCACGGGCCCGGUACGAUCGAAAGUACAACCUGAAUCUGGUUACGCGCGCUCUGUACCGGGAGUACGGAAUUAGUGCGGAGCUGACGGAUCGCGACGACAUAGUGCUGCUUGGAAAGAAGCAGGUAUCGGGUACGGCGGCAAAACUGGGCCAACCGAAUGCUUAUCAUCACUGCACCCUGCUGGUGAACUCCAACAAGCUCCACCUCGGAGCAUCCCUUGCCAAAGAUAACGUCGAAAUAACGAGCAAGGCCACCGCUUCCAUCCCUUCGCCAAUCAAGAAUCUGGUUGACGUGAACCGUAGCGUUAACAUACAGCAGCUCCUAUCGGCCGUCGGAUAUGAAUUCCUGCGAACGCCAGCCACCCAGCUGACUGAUGGUGGCCGGGAGCUGCUGAUGAAACAGCGGGGCUUCCAGUUGAUCAAUCCAACCGACAAGUGGUUCCCGGGCAUUAGCGAGCUGCGCGAAAACUUUGCCUCGUGGGACUGGCGGUUUGGCAAGACGCCCGCCUUUUCCGUGCAGAAGACGAUCGAAAUGAAAUCAGCAGCGAACACUAGUGAACAGCACCCCGAGAUGAAGGUGAAGGUAGACGUGGAAAAGGCACUGAUUAAGGAAAUUAGUCUCGUUCUUCCGAACCACGAACCAAUUCCGGUUGUCUCGGAUAUGGUUGGCCAACCGUACGACGAGGAUUGUUUCAAUGGCAUCGUGGAUGCCCUAAAGGGUGCCAACACUGAGAGCAUGCGCCACGCUAUGGGCUUAUGAAGUUUGGUUCUUCCGGCAACGGUUUCGGCCGCUUCAUCAUGCCACACACCGGAAGGCGACGAUCAUAGCAACAACAACCGAUAGCGAUCACCACCGAACGGCCACUUCAGCUGGGCCUUCUGUUUCGACGAAGAAUUGUUUCUGAAUGUGUUUGUGGAAUGACCCUACUUCCCAUCCAGCGUUUGUCUGACCGGGGCCCGCGAGGUCGUGGAGGGCUUGUCCCUGUAGCAACAAUUCCGCUGACCAAUUGGACUAUCCGACAAUGGCGCACCCCCCCGUAAACUAAACCCCGGCCAUCGAAUGCCUUAUAAUCACUACCACUACCAUGGGGCAGAGAACUUUUGAACCAGUGCAAUGGAUUGAAAUUAAAUUCAUUUAUUGAUACCUUCUUGACUCAAGCGAAAGCGACAGUAAACAACAAAACAAUGGCUACCACCUCACCCAUCCAGCUGCAAGCUCCCAAACCUCUACAGUUGCGGCAAAUACAUACGAAUAGGGGCCCGGUCGCGGGGUCGACCUUGCACUGCACGUCCACAACAACAUCGCACCGCUAAUCAGCUGUUUGUUUGCCGGUUGGCGCAAGAAAGUAGUUUAGUGAUGCGACCCACACAAAAAAGGAAAUUUCAUCGACCGUCGAAGGUGACCACUUACUCACAAACGCCCAGUGCCUUCUUAAAAAAAGCACGCUUAGACACUUAUGAAUAGUCAGCGGAAAUGAGGGAAAAAACAAAAUUAGCACACAAAGUACGGUCACAACCGCCAAUCGAUGUGGGUUUUGAAAACCAAAAUGUAACUGACUCAUAAAACCUUGGACUUUUCGAUGCCGGUCUUUUGUUCGUGUAUGUGAGAGAGAGAGAGAGAAGGAUAGAGAUCGAGUGCAUUAUGAUUGCAACAGUAGAUCAUGAUCGUUAGGUGUCAUAAAGUGAUAAUGGGGUUGCCAGUGCGCACAACACGACAACAAAUUAAUCAAAAUGUAUUCAAUAGGCACUGUUUUUACGACGGACGGCCAAGCUUUAUCGUAGGCUGAAGGCAACGGUAGGCUCAUCUAGUUUUUAGUCACACUUUCUUACCUUGACGAUCACUGCACCCGUGUAAGUGUUUAGUUACUUAGUUUUUAUUCUGUAUCGGUCGGUGACCGGUUGCUGCGUGUUUCGGGCCUCGUUUCAUCGCCUUCAAAAGGAACGCGCAGCACCGACACCGAACGAGAAGGAUACAUCGAAGAAUACGAUCAUAUCAUUUCGUUACGCAUGCUGCCCGGUCGCGAGUCCUGGUUCGACCGGUGGUCCAGACCCGCCAAAAGGACUCCCGUGUAGAACCUUCUGACGCUAGGCUUUAGUUUGGAACUUCAAUUUAUUCACUUUUCUUUUGCUGAUUGGUUUUACUAUUGUUUCGUUUUACUUAGCCGCCACCGACUGGCGAAGACGGCGCAGCAUAGAGCAAAAGGCUCAACUUAGGCUGUUAAUGAAAAUAUUGACCAGUUCGUAUAUUUUGCUUAUCGUUAGUUACCGGCUAAGAUAACUAGUAAUUGAACAAGAAAUUAAGACAAUAACAAAACUAAAACGCGCUAUGAAUCGAAUCAGCUACGAUGCUUUUGUGUUAUCCGAAAAAUACCAGCCAAAUGGUUAACUUUGUUAGUUCGUAAACAGUUAAUUAAUGAAGCAUAGCUAAUAAACUGCAAAUGAAACAAAUAAUUGCUUAAGAUCGAACGAUGGAACAGUUUUCUUUUUCCGUUU